UAUAACAAAUAAUUUGAGGUGUGUCCAAUCUUUUGAGGCAAUCAUGACCACAGCAGCAGUACCCACAAACCCAAAAAGUCAAAUGGCUGAGGCAUAUGUUCAGAAGCACAGAAUUCCAGAACUCUUUGAGAACAUGACAGCUGCCCUCAUUCAUUCCCAGCCAGAAAACGCCAAGAAGUUCAUGAUAAAGUACUUGGAGACAUUGAAAGAGUACAGAGACGAGAAGGGAGACUACCCCGCCAUGUUCACCGAUGCCAACAUGACUGCUGUGUUUGGGAUGCUGGAUGUCACUAACAAGGGCUACAUCAGCAUGGAACAGUAUAGAAGUGCUCUGAAGACACUAGGAGUGAAGAAAUAUAAUGCUCGACCUGAUGGGUGUGAGAAAGAUCAGAUAAACCUGCCAACCUUCAUGACUGAAGCGGAAGAGGCUGCAAUAACUUCUAUAAUGAGUUCACAGCCAUUUUCCAAAGCAUUUCCCGAACUAGAGUAAAGCAGGUUGGAGCUAAGCAUCUGCUAACUUCGUGAAACUAAC
This is a messenger RNA of Bolinopsis microptera, 532 nucleotides long. RefSeq lists its product as uncharacterized. NCBI's taxonomy places the organism in Eukaryota, Metazoa, Ctenophora, Tentaculata, Lobata, Bolinopsidae. Bases 44 to 490 code for a protein of 148 amino acids. The transcript has 6 exons. The record is from RefSeq and is a predicted model, not a curated record. Gene Ontology annotation, molecular function: calcium ion binding.